AUGGCCACAGUUGGGCCUAGCCCUUUCCCAGCGCAGCGCAAACAUGGUUCCGUGGGUGAUCCAGGUCAGCUGCAAAGAAGAUUCUACUGCCGGUUCUUGGCUGGUCUCAUCCCAAUGCUUAGCUCGGUGGUAGCGACAAAAAAAGCACUUGCUCCUUACUAUGGUUGGUACGGGACAGUGCGAGAGGUAUACAACAUCAAUUCAGACCAAGCAAGCCACGUAUAUGCGGCCAUCAAGUACGACUACGGCAUUCGCCGUGAGAGCUUGUUUGCGUACCUUCUGCCAUGGUUGUAUAAGGCCACGAAUGGGUUGCAUAGCCAAAGUCGACAAUAUGUCACGGUAGCGACGCCGUCAAGCAGGCCAGGUGGCCGGCCCCCCAGUAUGGAUGAAGACACUUCGUGGCUACAUGCUCGACCACGCUUGAGUGCCCUCGGGCCAAGACUGUAUAUCGAACUAUAA
Molecule: messenger RNA, 459 nt
Organism: Akanthomyces muscarius
Lineage: Eukaryota; Fungi; Ascomycota; Sordariomycetes; Hypocreales; Cordycipitaceae
Exons: 8
Coding region: 1-459 (152 amino acids)
Source: RefSeq, a predicted model, not a curated record